AGAAGAAGAACAUGAAGAAGAAGCGGAACAUGUGGAAGAAACUGCAGGAGAAGAGUUUGGAGAGCACAUUGAAGAAGAGGAAGAGCGCCCGAGACCAAGGCCAAUGAUGCCCCAGCUUGCUCCUCCUAAAAUUCCAGAGGGCGAGAGAGUUGACUUUGAUGAUAUACAUAGGAAGCGGAUGGAAAAAGAUCUCCUGGAGCUUCAGACCUUGAUUGAUGUCCAUUUUGAACAACGCAAGAAGGAGGAGGAAGAGCUAAUUGGUCUAAAGGAUAGAAUAGAAAACCGCAGAUCUGAGAGGGCAGAGCAACAGCGCUACCGGACUGAGAAAGAACGGGAACGACAGGCCAGGAUGGCUGAAGAAAAAAUGAGGAAAGAAGAAGAAGAAGCUAAAAAACGAGCUGACGAUGAUGCCAAGAAGAAAAAAGUUUUGUCCAACAUGGGAGCACAUUUUGGAGGUUAUUUAGUAAAGGCAGAACAAAAAAGAGGAAAGAGACAGACUGGGCGUGAGAUGAAGAGGAAAAUCUUGGCAGAGAGACAUAAACCCCUCAACAUUGACCAUAUGAAUGAAAAUCAGCUGAAAGAGAAGGCUGAUGAACUUAGAGAUUGGAUGUAUCAACUAGAGUCAGAAAAGUUUGACCUAAUGGAGAAAAUGAAAACACAGCGAUAUGAGAUCAAUGUCCUUUACAACCGUAUUAGUCACGCACAGAAAUUUUUUACGAAAGGAAGAAAAAAAUUGGGGAAAGGGGGAAGAAUAAUAUAGGAGAAAAACAAAAAAGGAGCCGGUAAAGGACGUGUUGGUGGACGCUGGAAGUAAGAAAAUAUGGAGCAUUUUUUCCCCCACUCUUGAGAACAUCCACUUUUUACCUUUAUCUGUCACUCCUGACCAUUUGCCAGUUUACAGCCCAAGUACCCAUCGGAUUAUACCUUCAACAGCCCUCUGCUACCUUAAUAACAAUGAUUAUUAUUAUUUGGCUUAUUGUAUACUGUAAUAUUAAACAUUUUAAGUAUAUGAUUGGCCAGUGUUUAAAUUCUAUUUAUUCAGAGUGCGUGUAACUGCCAUGAACACUUUCCUUGGUAAAUAAAACAAAUAU
Messenger RNA from Pelobates fuscus (common spadefoot toad), 1091 nucleotides. RefSeq names its product troponin T1, slow skeletal type (gene TNNT1). Gene Ontology annotation, molecular function: tropomyosin binding; troponin T binding. The record is from RefSeq and is a predicted model, not a curated record. Gene Ontology annotation, biological process: regulation of muscle contraction; sarcomere organization; slow-twitch skeletal muscle fiber contraction. The coding region runs from base 104 to 760 and encodes 218 amino acids. Lineage: Eukaryota; Metazoa; Chordata; Amphibia; Anura; Pelobatidae. The transcript is spliced from 13 exons. Gene Ontology annotation, cellular component: troponin complex.